Dinoponera quadriceps is the source of this 2106-nucleotide messenger RNA. Its product is annotated as cytochrome b5-like. The coding region runs from base 600 to 992 and encodes 130 amino acids. Gene Ontology annotation, cellular component: membrane; intracellular membrane-bounded organelle. Lineage: Eukaryota; Metazoa; Arthropoda; Insecta; Hymenoptera; Formicidae. The record is from RefSeq and is a predicted model, not a curated record. The transcript is spliced from 2 exons. Gene Ontology annotation, molecular function: heme binding.
UAAACAUAAGUUCGUAGCAGUCUCGAAUUGCAUCACAGCAUUGUCGAAACCUACCAUCGAGAGAGAAAGAGAGAGAGGGGAAGGGAAAUGAUUAGUUUCAACGUUGACCUAACCUCUACCGGGCAGUAAAUGGACACAAUGGACGGCAAGUAUUUUAUUAUGAUUUUGAAAUUGAUAUCGUUUUUGUCAAUCUUGUAUAAUCGCUACGACGUAGCUAUUACAACGGUUGGCAGCGCUGCAGCUGGAUAACGUGUAGCGGUGGGAGCGAAGAGAACGAGACGUUGCAAACGUGGGGGAACCAUAAAAUUACACAGCCGACGAGCCGGAUUCCGCAGUAUACGCGCGAGUGCGGCCCCGAGGAGAAGCUCACGCGAUAAGCUGUACACGUCGCGAGGAAUCCCAUCGAUUCGCACCUGCGUCGUCACCUGUCGUCGUCCCUUGGCGCGUUUGCACCGAGAUAUAUAUAUAUAUACAUAAAACUGUGGAUCGUACGGACGCGCGGCCACCCCCGCUGAUCCACCCUCGACCGGCGGUGAACCCGACGGAGAAAGAAGAGGUCGCAAUUGUAACAAGGAAACGCAGAGGAACGUCGGUGAGACAUGGCGACGGAGAAAUUAUAUACGAGGAGCGAAGUGGAGAAGAACAACGAUCUCGACAAGGUCCUAAUAAUCCUGCACAACAAAGUGUACGACGUUCACAACUUCCUCAACGAGCAUCCCGGCGGCGAGGAAAUUUUGAAUGAUCACAAGGGCACAGACGGCACCGAGGACUUCAAUGACGUCGGUCACUCAAAGGACGCCAUGGACCGCAUGAAGCAAUUCCAGGUCGGCGUGAUCGUCGAGUCGGAAUGGAUGAACCAGCCGGUGAAGAAGGGCUGGGUGGCGGGAUACAACAAGAUACCGGAAAAAUAUGUGAAAGGACCCGGCAUGCCCUUCUACAUGUUCGCCGGCGGGGUUAUGAUUGUAUUAGCUCUCUUGCUUUACCAGUUUUAGUACGAUCGUUCGUUCGUUAUGUACGCGCGAUCGUGACGGCGUCGUGGAUGCGAAAAAUUGUGAUAAACAAGCGGAGGAUGCUGCAGAACACGUGAGAACAUUCCGUCGUCUUCGGUUGGCAGCGAUUUCUCGUCCGGAGAUAAUAAUUAUCGCUCGUAUGUUUGUAACGCAGCGAAACCCGUGAUUGUUGAUGUAGGUUUGUUUUUUAUAAAGAUGUUUCUCAUCAGGAUUAAGUGUCCGAAAAUUAAUUAUUAUAUGAGAAUGAAUACAAUCAAAAUGUAAUUUUAUGUUUAUGUGAAAAUGUAAAUGUUAAAUGUUUCAACUGAGAAUUUGUCGAGAUCUGGGGAGGGGGAUUCGCGCGCGAAUCGACUCGAGCCGAUUUCAUCGUCGAAUCCCGAGCAUUCUUAUGUAAAUAACCAAGUUUACCCUUUGCGGAAUAGGAGAGCUUGCCCGAUUUUUACCGGAUACAAUCGUCGCGAAUCUUCUUAGUCCGAAACACUUAGCGAAAUUUAUAUGCGAACCGCACAAAUAAGAGAGAAAAGAGAAGAAAAACCCUUACGUAACGACCUCGCGCGGCGGAAACGGGGAGCGUCCGGAUCGACGAAAGUUCGCCUCAACGACAGUUCCGAAGUCGAUGAGAACCGCCCGACUUUCGAACUCGGGGAAAAACGACGAAGAGGAGCGAAAAGCGAGAGCCGGCCGUGUAGACGUUGGGAAAUCAAUUUUGACGAUUGUUGAUUCGAAAAUUUGCCGGGACACUUUGACGAAUUCUACAUGGAAAAAAGAACGCUUAUGUUGCUGAAGGUAGAGAAGAUAGUUCGAGUUGGAAUGUACCGUUUAUGCGCCUGUUAGAUAUUGAUAAAUCAUUACGGAUUACACUCGAUACUAUUUUCGCUUGUCUCCGGGCGACUUUUAUCUGCGAGAGAUAAUGCUAUCGAUCUGUCAAGUUUCAUAGUGCAUCGCUAUUAAUCCGUGUUUAUCUCGUAUGCAACUGCACGCAAAGUAACGUAAGCCUUGCUUGUACAAUCGAUUAAUACCACUUGUCGCUGUACAAUGAUUGGCAACUAUUUAAUGUUAAACAAAAGGACGCCUCCUUCGAAAGGCAAACACGAAA